Messenger RNA from Durio zibethinus, 1549 nucleotides. RefSeq lists its product as uncharacterized. Gene Ontology annotation, cellular component: CCR4-NOT complex. Gene Ontology annotation, biological process: mRNA catabolic process. The record is from RefSeq and is a predicted model, not a curated record. NCBI's taxonomy places the organism in Eukaryota, Viridiplantae, Streptophyta, Magnoliopsida, Malvales, Malvaceae.
CGAAACAAUAAUUCAAUAGAAAAGAAAAGAGGAGAGAAAGGGAAAAAAAGUUUUUGGUCUUCCUUUUUAUUUCUUUUCCCAUUUCUGUAAUUUACGCAAAUGUUAAAUCUGCCUCAAUCUCUAUCGAUGAACGGCCCUUUUGGGGGGCCCAGCGCGUCGAAUCCAACCGCCGCCGGAGCUCCGGCGAAUAAGGAUCGGAAAAUGGCAUCGGCGGAGCAUUUGGUUCUCGAUCUGAGCAACCCUGAUCUCCGAGAAAACGCUCUUCUCGAACUAUCCAAGAAGAGAGAAUUAUUUCAAGAUUUGGCUCCAUUGUUGUGGAAUUCUUUUGGUACUAUUGCUGCACUUUUACAGGAGAUAGUUUCAAUUUAUCCUGUUCUCUCACCACCAAAUCUAACUCCAGCUCAAUCAAAUCGAGUUUGUAAUGCCCUUGCUCUACUUCAGUGUGUAGCUUCUCAUCCAGACACAAGGAUGUUAUUCCUAAAUGCUCAUAUACCCUUGUAUCUAUAUCCUUUCCUUAAUACAACAAGUAAAUCAAGGCCUUUUGAGUACUUGAGGCUUACUAGCUUGGGUGUCAUUGGUGCCUUGGUGAAGGUUGAUGAUACAGAAGUUAUUAGCUUCCUUCUUUCAACAGAGAUAAUCCCGCUAUGCCUGCGCACAAUGGAGAUGGGUAGUGAACUGUCAAAAACAGUUGCCACUUUUAUAGUUCAGAAGAUUCUGUUAGAUGAUGUUGGCUUGGACUAUAUUUGCACUACUGCAGAGCGGUUUUUUGCAGUUGGUCGAGUUCUAGGAAAUAUGGUUGCUGCACUUGCUGAGCAACCAUCUUCACGGUUGUUAAAACAUAUUAUUCGAUGUUAUCUUCGAUUGUCAGAUAACCCAAGGGCUUGUGUUGCGUUAAGAAGUUGCCUUCCAGAUAUGUUACGAGAUGCAACCUUUAGUACUUGUCUUCGUGAAGAUCAAACCGCUAGGAGGUGGCUGCAGCAGUUGCUUCACAAUGUUGGGGUGAAUCGGAUGCCCGCUCUUCAGGCUGGUGGAGGAUUUGAUCACAUGCUGGUUAACUGAAAAUCUUACAAUUUUCUUUCAGUCCCGGUCCCAUCGUUUCCAAUUUCAAGGCUGGUUUCAGCUGGCAGGGAGACAUCUUUUACGUUAUUAUCUAACUAGUUUUUUUCUCUUUUUUUUUUUUUUUUUUUUUUUAAUUUAUGUACGAUAAUUGAAUUAGCUGUUGUAAUUAGUGAUUUGUCCUUGAAAGAAAUGCAGUAGUAGGAGACUGAGGCUUGGUCUAAGGUGGAGGAGCAAAGCUGGUCAGACCAUGCUGAGUUGUGCACAUUUAUUUAACUAAUUUUCAUGUAUAAUGAAAUAAUGAUCAGGCUGCUGAUUGGAAUCGUGGCUUGCUUGAUAAUAGCCCUAGCCUUAUAUGUAUCAGUGAUUUAUUUUAAGGGAACUUGUAAAGAAAAUAUGAUUGGGAAAUGCCAAUUAUGGUAUGGUAACUUUCAUUUUGUUGAAAAGUGAAAGGCAAAUUGUAUAUUCUAUGGUUUUUUAUACGCUGCUUUGU